This is a messenger RNA of Vespula pensylvanica (western yellowjacket), 1517 nucleotides long. RefSeq lists its product as uncharacterized. NCBI's taxonomy places the organism in Eukaryota, Metazoa, Arthropoda, Insecta, Hymenoptera, Vespidae. Gene Ontology annotation, cellular component: transcription regulator complex; nucleus. The record is from RefSeq and is a predicted model, not a curated record. The transcript has 4 exons. Gene Ontology annotation, molecular function: DNA binding. Bases 270 to 1373 code for a protein of 367 amino acids. Gene Ontology annotation, biological process: regulation of transcription by RNA polymerase II.
ACAAACUGUUCACGACCGAUUCUUACUAAGCGACUGUAUGCUCAAGCGCACGAUACGUUAUUCGAAUAUACAAUCUCAUCAAAAUCGUAUACGAUAGAAAUGAUGCCACGUAGAAAAGUCGAUCAGAAUUUUCAUUUUUGUCGCAUUAUGCGAAUAAGAAUGAAAGGUUGUUUAGAAAAGUAUCUAAAAUGUGUACAUCAAACGUGAAAUGAUAUGGAGCGAUAAUAACGAACUGUGCGUGAAAGGUCUAUUUAACAUCAAGAUACAAAAUGAUGCCAACAAUGCCACCAGAUUCUCAUAAAAUUUCUUUGAAAAUAAUUGAAGCUAUUAAACAACAUCCUGUCCUUUAUAGUUCAGAAGUUAAGGGAUCUUCCAUUAAGCUUCAAGAAUUUAAACAGAAAGUUUGGAAACGUAUUUCGGAUGAACUUGGUCUUGAUCCAACAUGGGUAAGAUUAAGAUGGAAAAAUCUACGGGAUACCUAUUGUCGCAUCUUAAAGUACAAAAAUAAGACUGAGAAAGGUGUUAGAAGAAAGAAAUGGAUUUUUGAAGAUCAUCUAAGUUUCUUAAAAUUUCCGUAUGAAUCAGAUUAUCAACCACAAAGCAUAGAAUUGUCAGAAGAAUAUAUACAAGAUAUAAACGCAGGUGGAAUAAGUUCGGAAGGUCUCCUUGAACAAUUGGAAGAUCGCAAUGAUGAAGAUUAUAGUGAAUAUUUAGAGGUACUCGAAGAGACAACGGCGGAUCCAGUUUUAGCGGAUACUGAACCUUUAGAAAUGUUACAUACCAAUAAUCAACAGUUAGCAGAAAAUAUACAAAUAGAAAAUGACCAAGUAGAAUCCCAAGAUGCUAUUGAUGCUUAUAUUCAACAAAUACAAUCAAGAUAUAGAAAGAUAAAACCGAAGAGGUUAAAGGUGGAAGAUCCAUCUAGUGCAGAGGUGCCUAACAUGUAUAGUAUUUUAAAGACUCCUUCGAAAACUAAAAACAUGGUCUCUAUUGAUAACAAUACUAUAACUACACCUGUUUUCAUAACCAGUUCAUCUACUACAACUACUACUCCUCCGACGCCUAUGAAAGGAUUAAAUAAUAUUCAAGAAGAUGGAGAAAGGAAUCUAGAACAAGUUUAUCUAGCGCCGGAAAGCAAAAGCAGUAUAGAACUGUUUUUUGAUAGUAUGGCACAAACCGUCAAGAGAUUACCACCAAAAGCACAAGCAGACAUAAAAAUGAAUAUUUGUAAAAUUGUUACAGAGGCAGAGGUACGCUUUUCCGGACAAAAUACACAAAGAACGCAACGAUUUGUAACACCGCGAGGCAUGAUUCCAAAAUUGGUAUUGAUUCCUUGUAAUAUGAUAGACCAAUAUCAGAAUAAAAAAGGUUGACAGUUUCUAAGUUGUAGAUACUAUCACUGGAAGGAUUUAUUGUUGAAAAUGUUUUUUCAUUUUUAUGUAAUACAAAGUUUUUCGUCGUUCGAAGAUUUUUUAUUUUAAUAAAGCAUUUUGUGUGCAGGCUGUGUAAGAUGUAAA